Molecule: messenger RNA, 5292 nt
Organism: Corythoichthys intestinalis (scribbled pipefish)
Lineage: Eukaryota; Metazoa; Chordata; Actinopteri; Syngnathiformes; Syngnathidae
Gene: drd4b
Product: dopamine receptor D4b
Exons: 4
Coding region: 306-1481 (391 amino acids)
Biological process (GO): regulation of dopamine secretion; adenylate cyclase-activating adrenergic receptor signaling pathway; adenylate cyclase-inhibiting dopamine receptor signaling pathway
Cellular component (GO): plasma membrane
Molecular function (GO): G protein-coupled receptor activity; dopamine neurotransmitter receptor activity, coupled via Gi/Go
Source: RefSeq, a predicted model, not a curated record
UGAAAGGAGCGCACGCCGCCCCUAGUGCGCAGGGAGCCGGUGAAAAGAAACGUCACGAAACACUGGCGUGGAACCCGAACCGUGUCAUCAGUAUUCAUUCACGGCAUUUAUAUCGAGCCUCUGCUUCGCCUCGCCAGUUUGCGGUUCUGUUCCGGCGUGAGUUGCGCGUCUUUGCGCAGCGUCCUCCCAACUGUCCUCCUGGAUCCUCAAACGCGUCGAUCGGAAUUCUGUCUUCUACCAACUGCACACGACUCCUAAAUGAAAAGCACACCGGAGAAGCUCGUUCUUCUCAUGUUGUCACCAUCAUGUUGGACAACUGCUCGGAUUUUGGCAACGUUACGCAGAUGGUGGUCCCGGUGGUUCACUAUAACUUCCCGGCGCUUGUGUUUGGGAUCCUACUAAUCAUGGUCGUCAUCUUCGGCAACGUGCUCGUGUGCAUAAGUGUUUAUUCGGAGAAAGCUUUAAAAACUACAACCAACUAUUUCAUCGUCAGUUUGGCCUUUGCAGACCUACUCCUGGCGGUUCUGGUUCUGCCGCUCUUCGUUUACGCAGAGUUCCAGGGUGGAGUCUGGUCCUUGAAUAUGUUUGUAUGUGAUAGCCUGAUGACCAUGGAUGUGAUGCUUUGCACUUCCUCCAUCUUCAACCUUUGUGCAAUCAGUGUGGACAGAUUCAUUGCCGUUGCCAUUCCUCUUAAUUAUAAUCGCAAGCAUGUGGACUAUCGCCAACUCGUCCUGCUACUAGGCACCUGGCUGCUGGCCUUAGCUGUGGCCUCACCUGUUAUCUUUGGAAUCAACAAUGUACCUGACCGUUACACGCGCAAGUGCAAACUGGAGGACAAUAACUAUGUAGUUUAUUCUUCUGUCUGCUCUUUCUUUAUCCCAUGCCCCAUCAUGGUCCUGCUAUACUUUGGAGUCUUUCGCGGCCUACGGCGCUGGGAGUUAGCUCGUAAGGCCAAACUGCACACCAGCGUCGAAGCUUGCAGGAAGCUGCAGCACGCGGCCAUUGCAACCGCCCUCCCUCCGUUGGCGGGUGCAAUCCCAGGACCCCUGCCCAUGCCGCUAACCAGGAUCAUUGAAAGGGACUUUGCUCAGUCACGGCUUGAUGAUAUGGACGACUGCAUGAAGCAAAAGAUUCCUUAUCCCCGUCGGUACAGUGCAAAUGCCAUACCAACAGUAACCUACGGCCAUGAGCAACACAGCAAAAAAGGAGCCAAGAUCAACAGCAGGGAGAGGAAAGCCAUGAGGGUUCUGCCUGUUGUAGUAGGCUGCUUCCUCUUCUGUUGGACUCCAUUCUUUGUGGUCCAUACCACUCGAGCUGUGUGCUUGACAUGUGAGAUUCCUUCAGGAUUAAUGAGCACAGUGACAUGGCUGGGUUAUGUCAACAGUGCCCUCAAUCCUGUAAUCUACACCAUCUUCAAUACAGAGUUCAAGAAAUUCUUCAAGAAAUUCUUUCAUAACUGCUGCUAUUCAUGCUGGGUCUGAUUAAUACUACCACUGUUUGCAUCGUAAUAUUGCCUGUCAGGGCACUGAAUCGAUAGCAAAGCUAGCUAGGCUAGUUCUGUACUAACUACGCCUUGUUGCAUGAAAUGAUGACAGUGGCUCGGGUGAAACAAAACAUCUUCCAAGACAACAAGAAAAGUCCAGUUGCGAUCGAUUCAACGCCCUGAUAUUAUAACAUUCUAUCAACUGUUUAGGAUAUAGACAGUUGCAGUUAAUUGUUAUAUUUCGACAAUGUAGUGGUCGCCAUCUAUCUACAUAGAGUAAUGUAUUAAUCUGUGGUAACUCAGAAGUGUCAAUUGUUGAUGUGUUAGACAGUUACAAAUCAGAGGCAAACUGUUUAAAAGCUUUUCUUAAGGAGCAUUUUAUCUUCCGUGGAUGGGUAAGAAAAGGGAAAUCUGCCAGAAAAGAUAGCCAAGACCAAAAUGUCCUCACAUGCUUAAACACCUCUUUAAAACUCUUUUUGUUCCUUUUGAAAACUCUCUCAAGAUUCUGCCUGUACAUGGAUUUCAUGACACAACGUUCCUGUGGAUGCUGCCUCUGUUGCUGUUAAUAUCAGUGCUUUGAAAUUGAAGGUGUAGUGAUCUAAUUAAUUAGAGGAAAUUCUAAGUGGGAUCCUGGGGUUCGCGGCUUUGGGAGGCAGAGCCUCCCCUGAUUGUGAAGUGUAAACAAAUAAUGAUUGCAUAAAAUUCCUUUUCAAUGAUCUGGUGCAUGCUCUGUAUUGCUUUUCUUUUGAAAAGUAUUUUUUUAUUAUUAUUCAAAUUGUUACAGCAGGCCUCACUUCACAUUCAACAAAAGAUCAUAAUAAGUAGUAUUUGUAAAAUCCCCAAAAGAGAAUACUUUCUAGUGCUGCAAUAAAUAAUCGAUUAACUCGAGUAGUUCGAUUAGAAAAAAGCUUCGAAUCAAAUUUUGCUGCUUUAAAGAUUCGUUUAAUUAGAGUGGUGUUGUAAUGGUUUGUUUUGAAACGGUUUAGUUCUAUUGACUUGGGUGGAUACACUGCCCUCUAGUGGCAACAGUGAAAAUGACAUGACUCAUCUAACAUGGCUGGAUCCAGCUUUUCCCCUUUAAGACCAACAAGUUUUUGUUUGAGCUAAUAUGAUUGUUUAUGCCUUCGUAAUUUAGAGGUAUAUUUAGCAAGUUUUUUUUUUGUAGGGAUAUGUGUUUGAACGAUUUGUUAAGAGCAAUUAAUUUUUUUUUUUUUUUUUUUAGCAUUUAAGCUAGCCGGAGUUUUGCUAUGCAAGUUAUCCAAUUGUUCUUUAGUUGUACUUUGAUCCUCAUUUAUUUAUUUAUUUUUUCAAUGUCGUUUAAGGCUAAGCUCAGGUAUUUUAUUUUUAAAAGCAUUUAUUGCUCUUGUGAAAUGAAAGUGCAAUUCUGCAUAGUUUUAAAAAACACUUGAGAAUUUUAUUUUGUAUUCUCAUUUAAUGCACUUUUGGAAGUGCAAUCUUAGCAAGCUUUUGUUUUACAUCUCCUAAAAUUUAUUCUGCAACACAUUUAACGUUCCUAAUCCGAUUACUCGAUUAUUCAAACUAAUUAAUUAAUAGAUCAAAUAAACGAUAGCUGCAGCCUUAAUACUUUCUGUAAAUCCCACCAAACAGCACCAGAGCAUUGAUGUGAUUUUCAUCUAACAUUCCCCAGUCGGCAACACGCACAUUAAGCUGCGCAUUUAGCCUUAACUUUUUGAAGCAUUUUUCUUCUUUAUCACUGACUUAUUUGUUGUCAAAUAAUUUUGUAAAAGUCACAUUUUCACUGAAUUAAGGUUAACUGUGUAACGCCUCACAAUACUUCCAGAAUAAAAACUAAUGCCCUCUGGCCCAACCCAGCACUGAUGUACAAAUUCUGAAUGUUAUGCUAGUGAUUUAAAUCACCACCAAUGUUUUUGAAGUUAUGCUGCACAGCGGAUGAAUCUGUGUCAACAAGGGCUUUUAUUUCUGCAUUUAUAUGUAUGUACUUCCCAGCCCAGCCACUGGAACAAGGACCUCACUUGAGACCUUUAUUUCUUAUUUUUUAUCUUUCUUAUCUGAAGCCAGAACUCUUUCUCAACAUUGAUUCUAGAAUAUGCAACCGAGGCAUACAUUUUUUUUUUUUUUUUUGUAAACCUCACUCUCUUUGCCGGCUCAUUGAGUCAUAAAAACCAUUUGAACUCAAUGAGUAAGGUAGCAAUCCAGAUGUUAAUAUUUUCAACUUACGUCUGCCAGGUAAUCAUUGGUACAAGGAACAUGGUCAUUUGGGAGCAUAUUCCAUCACAAUUGUCACACAAAUCACCUCAGAAAUGUUAGUUUUUGUCAUUGACAUGCAAAUGCUGUCAUGCAAAUGUCUAGAGCUAAGCUCAAAAUUAUUCAGACCGUUAAGUUCAAGCCUAGUUUUAGUGAUUGGUACACAGUGCAUAACGCAUUUUGGCCAGAAGUGGCAUUUGAAGGUGACGACUUGAACAUGUCUUAAUAAAUAUUCAUGGGAUGUUUUCUUUCUUUUGCUGAUCCUUCUUCGACAAAGGCAUAUCUGGCAUACUAAAUGUCUUGUUGAUUGGAAGAAUUCAGUAUUUUUAGGUAUUAUUUGCUUAAAAUUGCAAAAAAUAUUGUUCCUUAAAAAACGGCCAGAUUUAACCCUUGAAGGUCUGGGCCUAUUUUGUCUGAUUUUGCAUGCCUUUGAAGUUGCCUUUAUAUUUCAAAGAAAGAAUUGUUUACGAUGGCCUGGUUUGGUCCCUUUUUUUUUGUGACACCUUGAACUUCAUGUCCAAAUUGUUGUUUCCUUCACUGAUCAAUUAUAAAUCAUCAUUUUGGGCCCAAAAAGACCAAAAAUUCCAAAAUCGUUUUGUCAAAAUUUUUAAUAUUGAUGUCCAAUUGACAACCAAACAUGCGUAACGAACCGUUUUGAAACUUUGUAAUAUUUAUUCAACAUGUUAGGAUGAACAUUCAACCAAAAAAAUUUAGAAUAAAUAGUCUUAUAUUUGACAAUUCAACAUAAACAACAGGUAUAGCCAUAGGCGUUUUUUGCCUUUAUACAUGCUCCAGUCAAAACAGGUUAUAUACAGCAGACCUAACAGUGAAGAACAGUGAAAAAAUAUAUACCAUCUAACACAAAAAGUGUUUAGAGGCCAUCUCUUUAUGAGUUUAGGUAUUGCGGCCAAUCGCCUGAUGAAAACUAUGUACACACAAUCAAGCUUCUUGAACACACAUUUAUAUACACAAAUUGAGAAGAUUGAUGUGGGAAAAAAAUAUAUAUAUAACAUUGGGGGGAAAAAAGCAUUUUCAAAAAUAUUUACAAUAAACAAGUUAAAUUUUUUUCAGUCAUGCCACUCCGAAAAGCAGUUUCGUCCUGGAAUUAGACACGGCUACAUCACACAGCUCACACUUCCAUGGGGUGUCGGUCCUCUUUCCACCCUUCCAUUUUCAUUUCACUUUGCUUUUAUUGUCACUAUAAAUGUACAUGAAAAUAAGUCAGUAUUUAUGAAAAUAAUAAAGUAUAAAAUAAAAAUAUAUACAGCAAUAAAUAAUAAUGGAAAUCUAUACAGUAUGUAUGACAAUAGAAAGAAUACCAUAGCUGAAUAUGUGCUACAUCCCUAAUCUUCAUAUAGAAAGAAGAACACCACAAAUUAUAAAUUCCUGCCUGGGAUACCCACAGUGCACGUACGACUUUGAUCUGAUAUGCACAUUUUAUUAUUAUAUACACAAACACACACUUAUAUUGCAUCAAAAUUAACUUUGUCUUGCAAUAUCAAAAGAAACUUUCAAAAGAAACGUUUUCAGCAUGAAAAAAAAGAGUGAGUUGGUUUACCUCUGCUCGUCGAUGGCGUCACCCA